Molecule: messenger RNA, 1470 nt
Organism: Branchiostoma belcheri (Belcher's lancelet)
Lineage: Eukaryota; Metazoa; Chordata; Leptocardii; Amphioxiformes; Branchiostomatidae
Product: inositol-pentakisphosphate 2-kinase-like
Exons: 1
Coding region: 1-1470 (489 amino acids)
Biological process (GO): inositol phosphate biosynthetic process
Cellular component (GO): nucleus
Molecular function (GO): inositol-1,3,4,5,6-pentakisphosphate 2-kinase activity; ATP binding
Source: RefSeq, a predicted model, not a curated record
AUGGCGGCGAAAACUGAAAACGCGAACUCGUGGGUUUACAGAGGCGAGGGGAACCGGUGCUUGGCGGUCGGGAACUCAUUUUCCAACGAAGUUUACCUUCUAACAAAGCUCAGAGACAAAGUCAGCUCGCACGAGGUGUGUGCAGAUGUAAAAAGAAGCGUACAAAACGAAGUUGACUUUGGAAGGUGUGUUCUGCGGCCUCUGAUAGGUGAAAAGUACGUGCCAGUCGGGAAAGUUGUGUGCGUGUCAAAAGACUUUCUAUCCCAGAUUGAGGAGAAGAUGAGGAAACACAGGUCCAGCAGACGACUUUUGGAGAAACUAGACCCUGCUGGGUUUGCCGUUUGCCUACCAGAUGCCUGUAGUCUUCCAAAGGUGGUAGGGUCCUAUGGACACGGCCCUGUUGUCUGUGUUGAAGUGAAACCUAAAACUGGGUUUCUACCAAGGAGUUCUACCAUACCUGUUGCUCAUCACAAGAUACGGCAGUCUGUAUGCCGCUACUGCAUGCAGCAGUGCUUGAAGCUCCACCAGGGUAAAAUACAGGAGAGGUCACAGUACUGCCCCCUAGACCUCUUCUCUGGUACUGCAUGCCGCAUGGACUUGGCCAUCAAGGCUUUGGUGCGGAAUCCUCAGAACAACUUCAAAGUGUUCCGGGAUGGGCACGUGAUCUACUCAGGUGAUACUGAAAACCAUCAACAACCACUACAGGACUGCCUCACAGCUCUAUUUACUGGCAACGACAAAGACAGUAAAUAUGCACUCCCAGGUGAUUUGGGAACACAAAAAAUUGAUGGCCUUGUUGACAGAUUUUCAGAACUGUUGAGACAGAUGCUGGUUCAUCCAUUGGACGAGUCUGAGAGUUGCUAUGGCAACACCACGCCCAGUACAACCCCUGAGUGCUGUACAGAAAGUCGGGCAAAACUGCAACAAGGAGACUCACAACUCGGUUUGGUCCCAGGCAGUGUUUUAUACAACAUUCUGCACGCCCAGCAGUUAGAUGUGCUGGACAUUGAAGGAAUCUACCCACUAUACCAGAGACUAGUCGCCCACCUAGACGCACACCCAGAGGAUUGGGACACGUGGUGUUUGAAAGGGCCAUACGACAACACUCAAUGGACAGUGAACCAUAAUGUUGUCAAGAAAUGUAUAGAGAACAUAGACUCGAUAGAGUCAGUGGUUGCAUUGGUGAAAGCAUUUCUAGUUUCUCUGACAGCUAAAGACGGCUCCGUUAUGGUGGCGAUGCAGAGGGUAGAAAACGGUGCAGAUGUUACGUUACCUGUGGUGACAGAUACCGUUGGUAACAAGUACAUGUUCAACAUACAAGUUGUUGACACCAAACCCAAACCCCUGCACAGGAUUCAGAAGUACUUCAGUCUGAACAAGGAUAUUGUGCAGGCAUAUAUUCAGACUGUUGGCUAUUCAAGUGAUGGCACUAUUGUCAAACAGGAGGCAAGUGAGGAAAGUGUUAAAUAA